This is a messenger RNA of Bactrocera oleae (olive fruit fly), 1407 nucleotides long. Its product is annotated as cytochrome b-c1 complex subunit Rieske, mitochondrial. Gene Ontology annotation, biological process: mitochondrial electron transport, ubiquinol to cytochrome c. The record is from RefSeq and is a predicted model, not a curated record. Gene Ontology annotation, molecular function: quinol-cytochrome-c reductase activity; 2 iron, 2 sulfur cluster binding. NCBI's taxonomy places the organism in Eukaryota, Metazoa, Arthropoda, Insecta, Diptera, Tephritidae. Gene Ontology annotation, cellular component: membrane.
AAAUUCCAAGAUGAACCAAUUUGUUAUUGAAGCUGUUAUCUAAACCUUUUAACUAUAAGGGACUAAAGGAAAUGCCUUAACGGUAUAUUUAUACCGUAAAUUAAAUGUUUUUGCUGUGGUUGGACUAUGUGAUUGGUUUUCAUUAAAGGAAUGAGUUUUGGGAGGCACAAGAAAGAGUGUUUAGUGGCGAACCGUAGUUAUUGUAUGCGGAAUAUCUGUGGGCAUGACAGAGCAGUUUGACUAAACUGUUGUGUACCACUGUCGUAUGUGAAUUCUAAAAAUGUCCACGAUAACGAAAAGUUCAAAUAAUUUAUAUACGUAACUGUAGUAUUUGACAUUUAAAAAACUAAUUUAUUGAGUUCAAAAAUGAGUAGUUCUUCUCUUCCCUUUUCGUCACUUAAGUAGACAAAAUUUUCAGAAUUAAAUUAAAUUAAAUAAAAAAAAUUCAGACAAUUUGCUCAAAAUGUUUAACGGGUUUUGCAGUGCUCUUAGAACAACAAUUCUAAAUGUGCUUUUGCCUCGACGCAAUGCUUUGCUGUACAUGAUACGUCGCAAUAGGAACUUUGCCAAUAUUGAUUCACCCGUGAGAAAACUUGUAGCAGCUAGCCCACCAUCGACUCUCCUCGCCAGGAAUUUCACACAUUUGUUAGUGCCACUCGAGUUCGUUAAUCGGAAUUUGUCAUCGCUACAACUGAGAAUGCUGCAUAACGACAUGAAGGUACCGGAUUUCACAGACUAUCGUCGACAAACGGAUAAUCGGGAUGACCCAAAGGAUAAUUGUGCUGAACAGCGAAAAAGCUUUUCAUAUGCCAUCGUUGCAGCCGGCGCUAUCGGCAGUUGCUAUGCAGCCAAAGGUUUGGUACACGCCUUCAUACGCUCAAUGAGCGCAACCGCCGAUGUAUUGGCUAUGGCCACGAUUGAGAUCAAAUUGAAAGAUAUACCCGAAGGCAAAUCAGUGACAUUCAAGUGGCGUGGUAAACCGUUAUUCAUACGACAUCGCACGGAAGCUGAAAUCGAAGGUGUGCGUUCGGUAAAUAUAUCGACUUUACGCGAUCCAGAAUCGGAUGACAAACGGGUCAAGGAUCCGCGUUGGCUGGUAGUAAUCGGUGUCUGCACACAUUUGGGUUGUGUGCCAAUUGCCAAUGCCGGUGAUUUCGGCGGUUACUACUGCCCAUGUCAUGGCUCGCAUUUCGAUGCGUCGGGCCGUGUACGUAAAGGACCGGCCCCACUCAAUUUAGCCGUACCCAAUUAUGAAUUUCCCGAUGAAGAAACAUUACUUGUAGGUUGAUGCGCAAAAGCGUGGGAGAUGGGAAAAUUAGAAAUAAUAUUGAAAACGCUACAUAUCAAUGAAAGUAAAAUAGAUAUAAUUUUAUGGACUUGAAUACCCAAUAAAAUGGUUGAGAAGUA